AUGGAUGCACCUGUGCAGUUGGAGCCAAUGUCGCGCCAUCUGCCGGUCCUGCCGCUGCAACGAAGAAAGGGGAAAGGUGGGAAGGACGGUGAGAAAGGCAAAGCUGGAAAGGAUGGCAAGGAUGGAAAAGGCGGAAAAGGAAAGAAGGGAGCUGAAGAACAAGAGGACGAGGGUUUGGCAGCUGCCCUGGGGGUGGAUCAGUUUGAGGAACCCGAUGAUAAGUGCCCUUGGUGCCAGGGCGACUACUCCGAGGAUUCCAACUUCUGUGGUUCCUGCGGUCGGCCCCGUAAGGCCCUGACUUGCUACAACUGUGAGAGCCACUACUUGAAAGGCAGCAAAUUCUGCCGUAGCUGUGGCUUGCCCCGCCCGGCCAUGGCUCCAAGUGCUCCAAGUGCUCCAGCUGCUCCAGGCAACCAAGGCCCUUCCGGUCCGACCACCGCGUGGGACGCCUCCGGUCCGGCUGCGGGAGCGACGAGUGCGGCGGCCUCGCACGAGCCACACGAUUGGAUCUAUGAAGAUGGACUGGUGAAGGAGAUGGCAGCCCCAGACAUCAACGACUUGAUUCUGAACGGUGACGAUGCCUGGCCAAUGAGGGAUAUGUGCAGGACCGUGGAAAAUGCCUUGGAUGUGCCCUACUAUCCCAUGAUGCAAGACCUCAACGUGAAACUCAACCAGAUGAGGGGUCGCGUGGAUUUCGCCUCCGCCGAGAAACAGCGCUGGCGCGGCGAGCGCCGGGAACUGCGGGAGAAAUGUUUGGAUUUGCAAACGCAAGUGGAGGAAGAGAAGGACAAAGCCUUGCAACGUGCCACGCGGGUCGCGAAUCACUCCCUGGCAGUGACGCUAUCUGGAGGAGGACCGAGGUCGCGAGCCACGAUGCGCAUGGCAGCAGGUGCUUUGGAGUUGAUGGACGCCAACGAACAGGACGCUGGGCCCAUUGACACCGCCGCCAACAUGAUUCUCAAGUCACGUGUUGGCGGCUUUUUGAUGUCCUUGGCACGGUCCAUCAUUCCAUUGCAGUCCGACGUUCAGAAUAUCUCCUCGCAGUUUGGGAGCAGCUGUGGCACAUUUUUCAAGUUCUACUCCUAUUUGCUGUUGUUAGCUCUUUUUGCUGCCGCAGCCUUUGCUCCGUUGAUCCUCUCGCAGUCCGAGAAGUGGCAGAGCUAUGAUGCCAGGAUCUGUGGCUAUUUGCCCUGUGCGUUGUUUCUGGGCAGCUUCUAUCAGUCCACUGCUGAUCCGGAGGAACAGUGGCUAACUGCAUUGGACCUUCGGGUGCAUUCCAAUGGUUCACUGAUUGCGCAGACUGACAUUGGGCAAAGUGCCUUCAAUAGCCAGUUUGCAACUUGCCCUAUGCUGCGUUUUGUCCGAGACUGCCGUGUGUUUGCAGUCUUUGCUGGAUUCAUAGACAAUACUUCUGGUUCGAGUGCCUACGAGAUCUUCACCAGCUCCUGGAAAGACAUCUCGGGCACCCAGAACGAGGACUGGGUCAUUUACAGCCGAUUCGCUGACUUGGUGCAGGCAGAGGAACCUUGGCCCAGCUGUAGCACCAGCAAUGGUCAGGGAUUUCCCGGUAACUGUUUGCCCAAGAAUGUGCAGCUGAGCGGCAGGUGGUUUGGCCUCGGCGGUUCCUUCAACGGCUCCAUGCCAUCCUUUGGCUUUCAACUGGAGCUCUUCAAUGCAUCCAGGUGUUUCGCAAGCAGCCGCUCAGACAUCCGCAACAUGGCCGGGGGUAUCCCUGUGACCUUCGACCAGAGCAGCAAAGACUUAAACGUGGCCUUUUGGUACGUCUUCGGCAACAUGGUGCGACGGCAACGUACCGAGUCGUGUGUCCAUCGUUUUCGCGGUCUUCUUCGUGCUGGUUUGGUGGCAAAUCUCGGAGGCGAUGACAUGGUGCCCCGGGGAGAUGUCAAAACGGACGGCCCCGGGGAGAUCUUUGAGGAAAUGAUCCAAUGCUGUCGACCGAGCCUGCACCUCUCCGCUGUGUCUAACAGUGGUAGCGGCAGCUGGUUGCUUCCAGGGAUGCCAGAGACUGAAGGGUUUGGUACUCCAACAGCUAGAGCUGAGGAAAGGCAGACGUUUACUGGGGCAACAGGCCCUGUUGCAGCUGAAGGAGCCAGAGAAAGGGAUGGACCCAGAGACAGGGAUCCUCCGCCGGCAUACGACGGCGCAGAUCCUGAAGGCACGUUCAAGACGUUCGAGAAGAACGUUCGGCUGUGGGAGUUCGAGACUGAUGUUCCCAAGAGAAAGCAGGGGGCAAAACUUUUGAGGUCGUUGAGCGGCAUGGCACAGUUGGCGGUAGAAGACAUGGAGUUUGAAGACAUAGCCAAUGAAGAUGGAGUACGAAACAUACUUCAAAAGCUUAGAGAGUUCUUCCUGCCGCACUUGGAAGUCAGUCUUCCACGGGCCUUUGAAGCUGCAGUUUAUGGCAAGCCCCGCCAAGCCAGUGAAGGCUAUGCGGAGUACAUUGCCCGUAUGGAGCGGGCGUUCAGUCGUCUGGCCAAGGAAGGGGUUAGCCUUCCUGAUGGAGCCUCAGGGUACAUCAUGUACCGUCAGGCAUCGCUGACGGAGUCACAGGAUCAGCGAUUGCUCACAUGGUGUGAUGGGAAAUAUGGCAAGAAUGACAUAGUCAAGGCGCUCCGCAAGUUGGACAAAGUGGUCAGGGAAAAGGGCAGCAAGUCCAACUACUUCAACGAAGAUGCAGAGGUGGCUGAGAAUGACAGCUACUGGUGUGAUGAUGAUGAUGAUGAGAACUAUGUCUAUGUGGCUGAUGGAGACUUGGAUGCUGUUUUCACCGAAGAAGAGAUGAAUGCAGCCCUUGCCAGUUACCGAGAGGUCCGUGAGGCGUUGAGGGAUCAGCGCAAUGGACGCGGCUUCUACCAGAAGGGCAAAGGCCAUGGAGGGAAGUCCAGCUUCAAGGGCAAGGGCAAGCAAAGGGUUCAUGUUGAACAGCUGAAGUUGCGUACCAGGUGUUGGAGAUGCGGCGCUGUAGGCCACAUCAGCAGAGAAUGCACCAACCCACCCAUGGAAAAGAACAAGGGCACCUUCAGCUCCAGUGCUUCCUCAACAACCAAUAGCUCAGCAAAGUCUGGCUUCUUUGUGAUUGCGGAACAGAAUGCGAGGGGCAUUCAAGACUCUCAGUCACCAGAAAGCCGAGAGUGUUUUUGGUUGCGUCAGUUUGUAGAGAACCGGCGCAGGAAAAAUUUCUGUGCUGAGGAUGGAGCUGUGAAGUCCGAUGCGGACUACAAGGGUGCGAGUGCUGAGGGUUUUUGCGGCAUCACAACCAAGUCGGAGCAUGGAGUAGUCGACACUGCUGCUGAAGGAGGUUUGAUAGGUUCUAGAGCUCUUGAAAGGCUGAAUGUGAAGUUAGAGCAGUUUGGUUUGUCAUGCAAGAAGCUUCAGAAGAGAUCUUCGGCAAAGGGAGUAGGAGGUCAGGCGAAAGUUUUAGGAGUGGUCCUCAUUCCCAUCGGCAUUGGAGGUUUGAAUGGAGUGUUGGAAGCCACUGUGGUAGAAGGUGAAGUACCUCUCCUACUUCCAGUUAGAAUGUUGCGAAGCCUUAAAGUCCUCAUUGACUUCUCCAAUCUCUCCUUCACCAUUCCUGACAUGUCCAUCGUUAUCCCCAUGCAUGAGUUGGCCUCUGGACAUGUCACAAUUGAGAUCAUGGAAUUUGCGGCUGGAGGUUUUGAGGUAUCAGAUGCCAAUGCACCGUGUUGCACUGCGGAUUUUCAGAAAGAUUCGAAUGUCACAGCAAUGUUGGCUCAUAGCAACGUGCAGCCUGGAGCAAUGGCGGCCCUGGUCGAGCGUUUGAUCGGGAAGGCCAAAGGGUCUAUGGAAGAGCGGGCGCCCACACUUCCCGAAAUGGAGCGUGGCCAUCGUCCCAAGAGAGCAAUUCGAAACUGGCGAGUUCUGAUGGACAAGCUGGUGAUCAUCAUCCGGUAUGCGGCACAACAACUUUUGGUGCAAGAAUGGUUCCCCGGAUGCUCCUCACCUUUGGGGCAGCCCUUGCCGCUGUCAAAGGCGGAACCGGCUACACCGGGGGAGAUCUAUGCCCAGUUGAUCGUUCAUGCAGAGAUGUUGACGCCUCUGAAGUCGCAGACUCCGGCUUCAGUCGCGGCCAGUGCAUGCGUGCACCCUCCCCAUGCUUUGAAGGGUGGAGGGAACACGAGCCAGUCCUACAUAUACUGCAAGAUGUGUCUGUGCCGUUGGAAGAACCCUUCCACUGCAACCGAGGUGAAGAAGAACUUGAAAGCAGAGAAGAGCAAGGGCCCCUUGAGUCAAAAGAAGAUGGCCGAGAACUACAUGAUGGAGGACGGGGAUCUUGUGGAGCCCCCCUAUGGCACGAUUCAGACCUCCGAGGAGGCCGAACGGAAGAUGGAGAGAAUGCAGCAAGAGCUGGAGAAGAAAAUGCAAGUGGACCGGAUGGAAAUGGCCCAGCAUCAAGAACAGAUGUGGAAAGAGCUUCAGGCUCAGAAGAUCGAGAUGCAAGAGAAGGAGAAGAGACAUCAGGCUGCCUUGGCCGCACUACAUCGGGAGAAGAACGACUUGGAGAGAGAAUAUGCGAUUCUUCAGAAUCGCCAGAGCUCAAGCAAGAAGUGCCUGUGCGGGAAGGAGGCGGAGAAGCUGCAAGUGAAGAGAGAAGGCCCUCGGAAGGGCAGGUUCUUUUGGAAGUGCACUCAGAGGGAGUGCCAGUACUUCGAAUGGGAACCCAGGGCACCGAGUCCGCCUCCCAGCGACUUCAGCUUUUCGCUGGUGAAUUCCACUGUCCGGACGGGCAGCCAAGCCAGCGUUCCGGGCAGAUGUGUCGAGCUCAUGAACCAGGAGAUCAUGCUGAACGCUGACAAGGCACGCAGCCGCAGAGUCAUCCGAAAGAUGCAAAUGGGUGAAGAUCCGCAUUUUGCGGUAGAAGGAUCUUAUGAGGUCGAGAUUGAAGAGGGCAAGUGGGCCAAAGUUGGUGGUUUGGUUCCGCUUUCUGAGACUCGGCCGAUCCGAGUGUUUGCUAUGGUGAGCAAGCGAGACGUGGUGGAAGAGCACUUUGGCGUCUCAAAGGAAAAACAAAUCUCUCGCAAAGAACGUAGGCAUCUCAACAAGAAGCUUUCUGAGAUGGUGCCUGUGGUGAGCGAGGUGUUCUCUCCUCCGAGGGUGGCCAAAGAAGCAGCUAGAGCAGGGCUGAACGCCGGCGGAUCCUAUGACCUGCUGACUGGUUGGGACCUGAGAAACCCUGCUCAUCGAAAGAAAAUGUGGAAAGCCUUGAAGGAAGAGGAUCCUCUUUUGCUGGUUAUUUGUCCUCCAUGUGUUGCUUUUUCCGUUUUGCAAGAGCUGAAUUUCCCGAGAAUGUCAUGGCAGUCGGCCAUUCAGUUGGUUUGCAUGGGCCUGGAACAUCUGGAAUUGGCUAGUCUCUUAGCAAAGUGGCAAGUUAAAAGAGGCAGAUAUGUCCUUUUUGAGCAUCCAUGGGCAGCACGUUCAUGGAAAGAAAAAGCAGUGGAGGAAAUGGCUGAGCUUCCAGGAAUGAUCAAAGUGAGAUGCGACCAAUGCAUGUUUGGACUGCAGGUGGAUGAGUGCGGCCUCAACAAGAAGCCGACUGGACUCUUGGUUAAUUCUUCAUGCAUUGCCAGGAGAAUGGGUAGGCUUUGUGAUCACCGUCAUUUUCAUGCGCCGACCAUGAACGGGCGUCCAAAGAAAGCGCAGCAGUAUCCACCUGAGUUUUGCAGAGAAAUUAUUUUGGGUUUGAAAGAUCAGAUCCGAGAAGAUCGUGGAGAGCACUGGUUUUCUAGGGAAGUCUUUGCGUUUGAAGAUGGUGAAGAAAUAGUAGAAGAGGAGGCUGAAGAGGGUCUUCCUGAAGAGGAUGUAGACCGAGGGGAGGCUGAAGGUUCAUAUGCAGUCACAGAGGAGGAGAAGCGUCAAGUCAUGAAGAUGCACAUUGGACUAGGUCAUCCCCAGAAGAAUGAGUUUGUCCGGUUCAUGCGGGCUGCGAGAAUCAAAGGGGAGAUCAUCAGAUGGGCUCACAAAGAAUUUUCUUGUCCUGCUUGUUCUGCCAGGCCAAAGCCGAAGGCGACACGUCCUGCGGCGAUCCCGCGCACCUAUCAGCCAAAUCGAGUUCUUGGAGUGGACUUGAUAUAUCUUCCAGAGGUAGGUGGCAAGCAACUUUUUCCAGCAUUGUCAGUAGUAGACUGGGGAUCGAACUAUCAAGCAGUUGAGCGAGUGGAGAGCAAACAACCAGAAGUCAUGUGGAGAACUAUGUGGGAUGUUUGGUUUCGCGUUUUUGGAUUGCCAGAGGUGAUCAUUUGUGAUGCCGGAAAAGAGUUUUCCAGCAAGUUUAUGCAGCUGGCAGCUGCCCAGGGAGUGGUCACUCAAAGCAUCGCAGCAAAGGCACCGUGGCAACAGGGUAGAACAGAGAGGCAUGGUGCACACUUCAAGGAGCUGUUGGCAAAAGGUCAGUGGCCUCGCAUUCCCAGCCUACUCCUGUCAGAUGACAUCCUCGACCCCGGGCUCAUGGACGGGGCAGUAGUGGAUGAUUUGGAAAGAUCACUGGAGAUGAGGAGGAUUGCCCAGAAGGCUUUUGUUGAACACAAUGCGAAAACUGCUCUUCAGAAGAUUGAGAAAGGCCGAGCUCGCACAGUACAAGAAUUCAAGUCUGGAGAGUACGUAUAUGUGUACCGAGUGCCGAGAAGGAAGAAGCGCCGUUUUGAAGUUGGACCAGAAAGCCAGGAGAACACUCCAAACAAGGCAUCAUGGAUUGGCCCUGGCACCGUUAUUGCCACAGAUGGUGCAAGUUUGUGGGUGUCGAUGUUUGGGGAGCUCUGGCGCGUAGCCAGGGAACAGUGCCGUCUGGCGACCAAUGUGGAGAAACAAGGCAUUGAAGAAGUGAUGAGAAGCUGUCAGGAGCUGGUGGAGGAAUUUAAAAGGUCCGGCAACAGAAAAGGGUACAAAGACAUCAGAGAGGAAGAGUGGCCUGGUGAGGAAGAAGAAAACGGUGAGGAGGCUGCAGACCCCCAAAAGGAGGCUGAAGAACCCCAGGCAAUGCGCCGAGUCAGUUUUGCCCCAGAGGAGGAUGAUGGAUAUUCUCCCUCAUUUGGACCAGAGGUCUCGCCUCUUGACGAGAUCGAAGUGGGCAGCGUUCCGUCGAGCUCGCAUGUCGAUCCUUCGGUGCCAGAACCUGAGGCAGAGAUGUCUCGAAGAAGGUCGGGAUCUAGAGCCGAGAUGGAUGAGGUAACCAAUGGUGCAGAAGUAGUUGUGGAAGGACCCAGAGUGCCUUUGCAGAUGAGUGAGGUGAAGAGCCGCACCUCCACAGACAAGAACGUGCUGUUCCUGAAACGCUUCACCGGUUUUGUGGUGAACGUCGGAAUCAUCGUUGGUCUCUGGAAUUUGAUUUGGAUCUGCGCACGUGAUCGGCAACUUCUGGUCGCGUCCUUGGGAAGUAGUUUGGAGAGCUGCUGUGGGGCGAGAGGCGUGGGCGAGUGGCUGGGCUUUACCUUGGCGCCCUUGGUGGUGACGGGCGCCGGGCUGGUGCUGCCCCCCACGGUGGAGUUCUUGACACGUUUGGAGGCCUGGCCCCGGUCCUGGCGCGCUCUGCUGAACAUCUACCGCUUCUUCCUGGGACAGAUCUUGACUGCGAUGCUCUAUAUGGCCAUCAGCCUUGAAUUGCUAUAUGAUUUGCCCCUGUGGAGCGGUCGGGACUUGCUCCUGCAACCACUCGUGGAGCCUUGUGGAACCUAUCCUUGCAAGGCGGACCACGCUGGAUCGGAGGUGAUUGCACUGGUGGUCACGGAGUUCGUCAUGAUGAGGAUCAAGCCUUUCCUGAAGUUGGCUGUGGUUUAUCUUCGACAUCGUGUGAAGCACCUUCUGGGGGUCAAAGGCGACUUCCUGUGGCCGGAGUUUCAGAUCCAGGAUGAUGCCGUGAACGUGGUCUACUUCUCGGCCUUGCUUUGGAUGUCACUUUCCACGGUGCCGUACAUGGCUCUCAUUGGGCCCUUGUUGAUGUACAUCCAUUUCAAAUGGUUGAAGCUCAGCUUGAAGUACCUCACCAGGCGGCCCUUCGUCACAGAGACCACGUCCUUGUUGGUGACCCUGCAACGGAUCAGCUGUUUAAACUUCGUGGUGCUUGGUUUCCUGGUCAUGGCACAGAUCAUGCUCAUCGUCCCGUACGAGCCGAAUUGUGGCCCGGUGAAUGGAUUCCAAGCAGCAGGACAAAUGGUGUGGCAACUUGAUAUUCCGCUCAAAGCAGUUUGGUCCGAUUUCUUCGCUUGGACUUUGCAGAAUCGUGGCUCCAUAGUGGCUGUGAUGCUAAUGGCGAUGUUGGUGCUGUGGAUGCUGCAUCAGGUCUCACUGCGCACCAACCGGAGCGUGGUGGAGCAAAUGAGUGGCGUGGCCAACCGGCAGGUGGCAUCCUUGAGCAGGGAGCUCUGGCGCAUGGAACGCCGGAACGACCUGCUGAAACGACGCUUGGAGUGGCUGGAGGGCAAGGCCACGGAUGAAUGAGCUAAUGGAACCGGCGGCCAGAGAGCUGUGAAACUAGAGGUCCGAGAACGCG
Molecule: messenger RNA, 8521 nt
Organism: Cladocopium goreaui
Lineage: Eukaryota; Dinophyceae; Suessiales; Symbiodiniaceae
Source: the annotation of a GenBank genome assembly